Messenger RNA from Anolis sagrei ordinatus, 3011 nucleotides. The record is from RefSeq and is a predicted model, not a curated record. NCBI's taxonomy places the organism in Eukaryota, Metazoa, Chordata, Lepidosauria, Squamata, Anolidae.
CAGCGUGCGACGCGGGGGGUCUCCUUAGCAACGGAGAGAUGCGGCAGCUAUGGCGCUCAGGCUGCCCUUGCUUCUCCUCUUGUUCUUCUCAGUGUCAGGAUUGUCGAAGGCCCAGACGGAGGAGGAAAACGUUACCCCGAAGGCCGAGGAAGUAAACAGUACUUUGAAGCCAGAAGAAAGCAGCACUAUUCUGAUGGCGGAGGACAUUAACAGUACUUUGGGGGCGGAGAAUAGGACUCUGAAGGCGGAGGAGGCCCCCACGGAAGCGGCGCGACCCAGCGAAACGACGCCCGAAGUCCAGAGGGACGAGAGCCCUGAAUCUCCAGGCGACUUACUCUGCCCCUGUGACCUCCAUCCAGGUUUCUGUGACCUUAACUGCUGCUGUGAUUCAAACUGUGGCUUACAAUGCAACCUGGGGAGCUCCGACUGCCCCUUCUCCUUCUGCCUUCCAGGCAGCACCAGGGCUGUGAGUCAGAUGUGUUUGGACAAGUCUCUCAUUUUCCGAAAUAACACUCCCUACCGCACUCAGAUCGUCCCUAGUUCUGAUGGCUGUAAAUUGCUCUUCUGUGUACAAUUAAAUGAUUCAAAACUGAACUAUUUACAGGAACCACAGUUGGUUACAAAAGCAAACUUCCCAGCACUUUCAGCAGAAUAUGGAGGGCCAUCCUUCAUAUUACCAGAACAAGCUCAGUCAUCUCCAGCUGCUUUUUACCAGAUGGGUAAUCAAAUUCAGACAUACUUUGCUUCAUCAUCUAUGUUGAGUGUGCUCAGACAACCUGUGGGUAUAGGAGUCAGCCAGCUUUGUCUAGAUGAAAAUCCUGCUGCUUUUCUAGAGAGUAAAAGCACAAACUGUUUGCGAAUAUUUACCGACCUGAUGAGAAGCUGCACUACCGAUCCUGUAUUGGAUGCAGCUUCAUAUUACCGUGAUUUCACUGUGCUAAAGGUCCCAGUCAACAAUACCGUGUUCCAACCUGAACAGGUCAACAUCACUGCACUCUCAGAGCCUGCUUCUCCUUCACUGAUUGGCGGCAUCUGCCACAAUGUCGUUACUGAGGUGUCCUAUGAGGUGCAGUUCAAUGGAAUCCUUGGAAUUCAAGAAGUUUCUGUUCAGUUCAAAUUAGCCAAUAUAUCUGGGAAUCCAAAAGCUACACUGCAACAACACUUCUCUCUGCAUUUUUGGAGUAGAAGCCCUUCCACCAGAAAGAGAAGUGGGAAUCCUGGCUAUAUUACAGGAGCCCCACUAAUAGCACUCUACAAUGGCACUGAGCAGUAUAUAACCAUUUUACAAAAUCAAGCUGAUGGGCGAUGUUCAGCAACUGAGAGGUAUAAUGUGCUGUUUGGAGAAAAUGUAAGAACAGGUUGCCAACUCAGUGUACCUUUCACACUGGAGGAAGAAAACUGUAGCAAUUUGCAGGAGAUGUUAUAUGAAGCCUUUCAAGGGGGACAUGGUCUAGGAAGUUUGGCUAUCACUGGAAAUGCUAACCCAGAACAUCUAGGUGAAUGGAACAGUAUAAUCACCAAAAGAUGCAAUGUGCAGAAUGGACACUGUAUGCUUCCUGUUUCUCUGAAGAUCCAGGUGAUAUGGGCUCAGGUGGGCCUCUUGUCUAACCCACAAGCUCAAGUAUUGGGAGCACGGUAUUAUUAUGUCUGCAAGCCUCUUACGUCCCUUGACAUAUCUAUGAACAUGAUAUCUUUGACGACUGCAGCUACCUUCACGGAUGUUACCAAAUGGCCAGAGCCACCACGUGGACAGCCUAGAAUUACUUGGAAGCUUCCAUUUGAUUUCUUCUUCCCUUUCAAAGUGGCAUUCAGUGGGGCUGUGAGCAAUUCAGUUAAUCUUGUUGGUAGUUUGCUCACCUCCCUAAUGUUAUAUGGACUGCAUGUUUCAUGAACUAAAGAGAUGCCUUUCUAUCAGGAGAAGAGACCUGUAAAGGUCAAACUUGUGUUACUUGUUGGGAAGUAAUCCGGCAUCCAGAAUGUAAUUGCCUUGGUGAAAGAAUAUUGAUGAGACAACCUGCUCUGCUAGCAGUGGGUGCUAUAUGUCCAAAGAUAAAAUUUCAGUUCAGUUUAAGAAUCUCUUUACAUGUUAAUCUGAACACAUCGCCAGUUAAAGAACCAACAGCCCGUGGUGGUAAGCUUUAACUGUUAUACUAUAUCAUUGGUCAGUUUCUAUACUGCUUCUAUACUUUUUAUACUGACUCUUUGGAUGUCAGCAUAAUGAAAAUAAGAGGUGGGAUCCAACAUCAUGGAAUAGAUCUUCUCUCUGUGUUCUUCUUAGACUCUCUUCUUCUCUAUAGCACCGGUUCUUUGCCUUUAUUCUACUGGUCAUCGUUUGCUAUCACUUUUAAGCCCUCAAAUGCUUUUCUAGCUUCAACAGAUUGUUUUUCAUCUCAGUCAAGAAAAAUACAAUAUAACCAUGACCUCCUGGUAUCUUCCUUUUCAUUAAAAAUAUAACAAAAUGGAAGGAGUUGUGUAACGUUAAAUUGAUAUCACACAACUCUGAUUAAAAUUAUUACUUUAUCUUUAUGGAGUAUCAUUAAACCUGAUAAAAUUCCUCUGUUAUUGUUAUUAUUGUUCGAUAAUCAUGCCUGUUUGUUUGACUCAUUUUAAUUGUACCAAUUAUUUGCCUUUACACUGCUAGCCAUGGCAGGAUACUGUCUCGCCUAGAGGAGUCAACCUAGGACAUGAAGAUUAUUUACAAGGAUCUUCCUAUGCACUCUGAGAGUGCAGCUAUUAAGUGCAAAACUCAGCUACUUAUGUGGCAAGACUUAGCUCACCAUCUUGAGGAUUAUGUAUACAACGUCAAUAAAACAUUUGGUAAAAAACAGUCCUUAAUUGUAUAUAUUUUACAAAUUAUUAUCCUGAAAUGUUAAUGUAUUCAACUUACAGCCUCAGUAACAAAAUCCAAUGUAUAACAUACGAAGAAUUAUGAAUUAUUUAGUUCGAAGCCAUCUUGUUGCAAAUGCACUGACUGAUUCACUAUGAAAAGGAAUAAAUAUGUUUGUCCUACA